AUGCUGCUCGUGGCGACCACCUGGGUGGGCACCCACCGCACCAUCAGCAACCUUGAGAGCGGCCACGCCGCGCACCCAGACAUGAUGCACCCUGCGGAGGGCUGGGCGGCUCGCGACGGUCACCUUGCUGCGGCAGCGCACGCCGCGGUCGCGCCUGCGGUGUCUGCUGUGGUGAGCGGCGGCGCCACCAUCGCUCCCGGGCCAGGCGACGCGAACGCAGCCGUAACCAGCGGCGCCGCGCUCUCACGGGUGUUUGGCGCUCUAUCCAACAGCUGGGGUGCCCACAGCACCACUGGGGGCGGAGCGGCGGGCGGCGCAGCCGCGGCCGCGGCCUUGCCGAGCCACGGCGGCGCAGCGGGGGCAGUGGGCCUGCUCGCUGCGGCGGGCGCGGACGCAGUGGCCAUGGCGGGCGCGGCGCUGGCUGACAGCGAGCGCGACAUAGAGCUGCGGCCGGAGCGGGUGGCGGCGGUGGUGGGGCGCGCCAAGGCGGCCGAGAUGGAGCAGCUGCUGCAGCGGGGGGCGGCGGAGGGCGCGGGCGCGGAGAUGCGGGUCUCGAUGGACUCUGCUGAGAAGUACCAGGGCCUGUACGGCUCCAACGCCGGCAGCAUCUUAUUUGGCCCGAUCAGCGGCGCCGAGUCCGCAGCCUGCCCCGCGGGCGCCCCAGACCUGCGCGGCACGCAGGCGGCGGCCGUCGUCGUGGCGGGCGCGGGCUCGGCGGCGCGGCUGGAGCGGACGAUGCAGGGGCUGCUGAGGCGGUGGGGCCACACUGGGGAGGACGUGCGGGGCCUGUUUCACAUCUAUGUGGCAGUGGACGGCCUCGACCCCGACGUCAAGAAAGUGGCCAUGCACUACGCAGUGGAGACGAUGGGCGUGGUCAGGAUGGUGCACCACGCCCGCAAUGGCUCCGCCCCCGACCCGGACGGCGGCGCCGACCCCGCGCGCCCCUCGCACAUGCUGUUCCUGCUGCGGCUCUUCCUGGAGUGCUUCUCAUACCCGGCCGUCCUGCUGCUGCCCGACGGCGCGCGGCUGGCGCCGGACGCCCUCGGGUACUUCGCCGGGGCGCAGUGGCUGCUCACGAGCGACCCGACACUCUGGUGCGUCGCGGGCGCCAGCGGCCUCGCCGGCGGCGCGCGCGGCGCGGCGCGGCGCCCGGCCGACCCCGACCUGCUGCUUCGCAGCGACCGCGUCGACGGCCACGCGCGCGGCUGGAUGGUGGGCAUGGAAGCCGGGCGGCAGCUGCUUGUCGCGUGGCGCGCCGCAUCCGGGGCCGCAAAGGGCGGGAGAGCGGCGGGCGGCGGGGACGGGGCCGCCGGGUGGCUAGAAUUCCUGCGGUCGGCGGCGGUGCGCAGGGGCCGCCAGUGCAUCGUCCCAGACCUCCCGCGGGUGCUGAGCGCCGCCGGCACCGACGCCGACGCUCACGGUGGCGCCGCUGCCGCGACCACGGGCGGCAGCGGCUCCGGCGAGGGUGGCGGCAGCAGUGGCAGUGGUGGAGGCAGGGGCGGUGGUGGUGGCGGCGGCGAGUCCGAAGAUGAUUAUUGGGACGGCGACCUGUCGACCGCGUGGGACGCGGCGCUUGCCCCAGGCUCUAACAGCACCAUGACCGGUCUCGCCUCGCACGAAAUCGGCGGCGGCGGCGCUGCGGGCGCGGGUGACGCGGCGGCGGCGCCGGGCCCGGCGGCGGCCGGGCGUGGGGGCCGGCAGGGCGGGCAGCGGAGACGCAGCAGCAGCGUGGAUUGGCUCGAGGCUGACCUGGCGUGGCUGAUGGAGCCGCAUUACUCGCGAGUGGUCAUGCAGCGCCUGCGCGACGCACUGCCGGUGAAGCUCUCGGCCGUCCCUUCCCUCGCCGCCGGCGACCGUGCGCGCCGCCUGCGGUACGCGUCCGCCGCCGAGUACCGCGCCGACAUGGACGUGCUCGGGUUGGCGCCCGGUGACGACGAGAUGGCGCACGAAGAACGGUACUGCUACAUGGUCCCUACGGCGCCCCUGGCGUCGGAUGGGGCCUCGCCGCCGGCGACGCAUGAGCAUUGCCAGGACGUCCUCCCGCCACUAGUAUACAACGGCAUCGUCCCCACAUACAAUGCAAAUGGCGCCCGCGUUUUUGUUGUCCCCGCUGCCUACGACUCGGCCCUCAGCGGCGGCGGCAGCCCCCCCGCCUCCGCCCCCGCGGCUUCGUCCCGCCCUGCGACCGCGGCUUCGGGCGCCGCCGGCAAGGUCGGCGCUGGCAAAGGCGGAGGAGCGCGGCAGGGUGGCGAUGCGGCGGCGGCGUUUGAUGCUGAGCCCGAGAUUAAUGAGGAGGCGCUGGAUGAUUACCUUGAGGAUGUCUAUGGGGACUUUGACAAGUCCAAGGUUGUGGUGCUGAGCAGCCCCGCACCAUCUGCAGCUUCCGCAGAGGCGGGCGAGGCCGCGGGGGAGGGUGGUGGCAGCGACAUGCCGCGCAACGCGCCGCUACAGCUGCUGCUGCUGCUGCUGCUGCUGCUGCUGCUGCUGCUGCUGCUGCUGCUGCUGCUGCUGGCGUCCCAGCAGAAGGCCAACGGUCACAGUACAGGGGCCGACAUGAUCGCGCUCCACACGGGACCUGCCGCGGGCCACUUUGGGGAGCGCCAGGCGCCGCCGAAAGCGGAGGAUGGCACGAGCCUUGAAGACGAGUGGGGCCGCUCCAGCGGCGGCGGCGCGAGCAGCGCCGGCGGCGGCCUCAUCAAGGCCCACUUCCCCUCCUGCUCCGGCGGCGGCGACGGCAGCAACGGAGGCGGCGGCGGCGGCGACGGCGACGGCGGCGGCGAGGAGGGGGACGACGAAGCGGACGCGGCGCCGGCGCGCAGGGAGGGGCAGCCCCCCGCCAGCUGGCAAGCUGUGUGGCGGGACCUAAAAAUUAAACACAUGGCCGGCAGCGAAAAAGAGGCAGCGGGCGCCACCGAUGCUGCCAGUGACGCCCCGACGCCGCAGGCGACGUGCCCGGCCGCGGGCUCGUGCCGGCUCGCGGCGGCGGCGCACGCCGCGCCGAUGCGGUCGCCGUUUGAGGCCGCGACAGCAGAGGCCGGCCAGGCCGCCGCGGACUGGGACGCGGCGGACGGCGCAGCGCUGGUCGUCCUCCAGCCCCGCGGCCGCUGCGGCGGCGGCGCAUCCCCGAGGCGGCCGGCUGCUCCUGCCGAGGCCGGCGACCCCGGAGAGGGCCCCGGCGCAGCCGCCUGCGGCGACGACGACGGCGACGCGCAGCUGGCGCCGCCGUCGCAGGGCGGCGGGUCGCUCUCGACGUCACUCUCGAGCGCGGGCGCGGCGGCGGCGGAGUGCGGCGACCGCCUGCGCAUGCCGCCGUCGGCGGCGGACCUGCCUGUGAAGGAGGUCCUGGCUGAGCUCUGCGAGCUGCUCUCAAAGGGCAACCCCUACCCGCGCAAAAACGCCAGCCCCGCCCGCCGCCGCAGCAGCAGCAGCGGGGCCGCGCGCGCGGCCGCGCGUCGGCCCGGCGGCGCGGAGCGCGAGCAGCAGGGCGGGCGGCGCGCGAGCGGCGAGGGCGACAACGACCGGGACUUCAAGCUCGGGCGGCGGCGCAGCACGGUGGAGACAAAGGACGAGAUCUUGACUCACCUGCGGCUGGUCAACGCGGCGCUGGCCGGUCAACGCCGCCGCUCCAGCGCGUGCGGCAGCAGCGGCGGCGCCGCGGCGGGGCCUGUGGACGCGGGGAAGGCGGGGGCUGCCGAGGAGGAGCAGGCGCGGCGCGAGGGGUCGGGGCCGGCCGAGGUAGAGAGUGCGAGCCGGCGGGGGACGGCCGAGAGGGGGCAAAGCAGCAAUGGGAGAGAGGUGCCCGCUUUUGCUCAGCUGGGAGCGCGUCAUGCGGAGAGAGAGACUCAGCCUCAGCAGCAGCAGCAGCAAAGGCGCUCAUCUGCAGCGUCCGUUUACGAGCGGCUGCUGCUGGCCAGCCAAUCGGGCGGCGGCAGCGGCGGCGGCGGCGGCAGCGGCAGCGGCGGCGGAUCCCCGCAGCAGGCGCGGGGGCUGUCGCGCUCCUUCAGAGGCAGCGGGUUUGGCGGCGCGGCCAGCCUAAAUGGAGGUGGUGCAGAGCCGCGCCCCGCGGCAGGUGCCAGCACAGCGUCUGUCAGCCUGGCGGCCCUGCUGCAGCAGGUGCGAGGGGACACGCAGCAGCAGCAGCAGCAGCAGCAGCAGCAGCAGCAGCAGCAGCAGCAGCAGCAGGAGCGCAAGCCGCGCCCGCAGCCGCUGCAGCACACGACGUCUCACGUCGACGCGGCGGAGUGGCACGAGUGCGUGCACUGCGGCGCCGUCUCCCCCGCGUCGAAAGUCAAGCUGACUCCCAGCGCCGCCACCGCAGCGGCCGCCGCGGCAGCUGCGACCGGCCUCGGCGUGCGACCUGCGGGAGCAGCGGGGGGCGAGGACGGGUCAACGACCAAGCAGGGUGCACUCUCUACGCACCUCAACCUCGCAGCCCUGAUGGCGGGCACGCCCUCGCCUGGAGUGGCCCCGUCAUCUGCUGCGCCAGCGGUGGCGACGCGGCUCGACCUCGGGGCUCUGCUGAGAGGCGGCGCUGGCGGCGGCGGGGGCGGCGGGGGCGCGUUUGCGGACGCGCCGGCGAUGCCGGCGUUUGCCUCAAGGCUCAACCUCGGGGCGCUGAUGGGCGCCGGGGUGGGCCCCGCCGCCGCUGCUGGCAGCUGCAGCAGCGCCCCGGCGACCCCCGGCGGUCGCGGCGCCCCUGCCGCGCCCCAGGCCGGGCCGGGCCGCGGCGCGCACCGCAGCAGCAGCGCCGGGCGGACGCCGCGGCGGGACCCGCCGCUGACGCCGGAGCAGCAGCGGCGCGCGCGGGAGAAGGAGCAGCAGGAGAGGCGCGUUGCCAGCCGGCGGGCAGCCGUGCUGCCGCCGGCCCCCAGCAGCGGUUCGCCGGCCGCCGCCGGCACGCCCCCCCGCGGUUCGGCCCCCAGCAGUUCGUCGCCGUCGCGCCGCAGCCUCCUGGCCGCAAGCAGCAGCUCGUCUCAGCAAGGCCGAGGGUUUGGCAGCGGCGCGGCCGUGGUGGGUGAGGAGCAGCAGCAGCAGCAGCAGCAGCAGCAGCAGCAGUUGGCCGGGGGCGGCAAGCGUGCGUGGCGGCCGGGCGGCACGGGGCACGUGGACAGGGAGAGGAGCCAGAAGCUGGAGGCCUUUCUGGAGGCCCUCGACAGGCGCGCCGGCGCCGGCGGCCGUGAGGGCGGCGGCGGCGGCGGCGGAGGCCGCCCCUCUCGCGCCCCUGAGGGCGAGCGAGAAGGGGAGGCUGCAGCCGCCGACGCGCCGGCUGCGGCCGCGCCGCCGCGCUCGCAGGGUGCGGCCAAGGGUGCGGGCGCAGGCCGGGAGCCGGCAGCAGCGGCGGCGGUGGGGACCCCCGGGCGCUCGCCCAAGAAGCUGCCGGCCUGCAUAGCGGCCCCGUUGCUGGCGGCGGCCACCCGCAAGGAGCAGCAGCGGAUGGUCCAGGAGCACAUGCAGGAGCUGCUGAGGCGGCAGGCGGAGCUGCGCAAGCGCUUCAACCCGGGCCAACCGCAGCAGCAGAAGCCGGCCGCGGCGAGCAAAGGCGCGCAGCAAAGGGCGGCGGGCGCCGGGACAGCGGAGGGCGCGCCGGGCUGUGCCACAGGGGGGCUGCAGGGCCAGCCGCAGACGCUGCAGCAGCAGCUGCAGUUGAUGGAGGCGCUGCUGCUGCAGCGGCAGCUGCAGCACGCCGCCGACGAGGAGCGGCGCGGGGCUGCUGCCAGUGCUGCCGCUGCCGCCGCCGCGGCCCCCCGCAGCCAGCCGGCGUCGCCAAAGCGCCCCGCCCCCGCCGCUGCACGCGGCGGCGGCGGCGGCAGCGCAGCGGCGGCGCUGCCCCAUGACUCGUCGGUCGCCUCAAUGGUGGCAGCCUUUGAGGCGCUCGCCGGCGCCGGCCCCGCCGCCGGCCCCGCCGCCGCCGCAGACGCCGCAGACGCCGCGGCGGGCGGCGGCGGCGCGACGGCAGGCAGCGGGAGUGGCGGGGAGGAGGAUUUUGAGCUGCCCCUGUGGCCCGAUGCGAGGGACACGCUGAUGUCAGCGAUGGACGCGAAGCUGGCGCUGCUGCAGGAGCGCGAGGCCCAGCUCGAGGCCGAGCUGUCCAGCCUGUCGGCGCCCCCCAGCCACGCCAACAGCGGCGGCGGCGCGCCCCUCCGCCCGGGGGCGACCGCGGCGCCGCCGGGGGCCGGCACGCGGCGCGGGGCGCGCGGCAGCAGGGCGGCGAGUUUGGCGGGGUCGUUGGCGGGCGCGAGCGCGCUCCACGAUUCGCCGGCGAUGGCGGCGCUGCGGCAGCAGCUGCUGUCGGUUGUCGCGCGGUCGGGCGCCGCGGCGGCUGCUGGGCUGCCGGCGGCGGCGAGCGGGCACAGCAGGGCGGGGCGGCCAAAGCCGUCGGCGGCUGGGUCUGAGGUGGCGAGCGGCACCGUGUUUGACAGGCUGCAUGCAGGAGACCAGUGGGCGCCGCGCAGCCGUCACAGCCGCGCCAGCCUCGCCAGCACCGCGGGCGCCGCCGCCCCCGGCCCCGUCGACGCAGCCAUCGCCGCCGCAGAGGCCGCCCUUUCGGCGCAGCUCCAGCAGGGCGCCCGCACGCGCAGCCUCGGUCGCAAGAACGGCUCCCGCCGCUCGCGCUCCCGCACCAGCGGCGACGACGACGGCGGCGCCGGCGGCAGUCCCGGCGCGCCCGCCGCGGACGCGCCGCUGCAGGACGCGGGCGCGGCGCCGGGGUACUGGCGGUCGGCCGGCGCGAUCGACAGCCACAAGAUAGCGGCCCUGCUGCAGGCGACGCGCGCUGAGCUGGCGACGCUCGCGCCGGGCGGGGGCGGGGCCGCCGCCAAGUGCCUGGGCCCCGUGCAGCAGCGGCUGUUGGCGAAGCUGCAGGCGGAGGAGCGGUGGCUUGCGGCACAGCAGCAGCAGCAGCAGCAGGCCGCCGCGGUCGCGGCGGCUCAGGCGCAGCUCGCGGCGGCGGCCGCGCGCCGCUCGCGCCGCGCCAGCGCGGAGGUGGCGGCGGCGCUCUCGCAGCAGGGCGGCGCGGCGUCGCCAGCUUGA
This is a messenger RNA of Monoraphidium neglectum, 7029 nucleotides long. RefSeq lists its product as hypothetical. The record is from RefSeq and is a predicted model, not a curated record. Bases 1 to 7029 code for a protein of 2342 amino acids. Gene Ontology annotation, cellular component: SWI/SNF complex; nucleus. NCBI's taxonomy places the organism in Eukaryota, Viridiplantae, Chlorophyta, Chlorophyceae, Sphaeropleales, Selenastraceae. The transcript is spliced from 10 exons. Gene Ontology annotation, biological process: regulation of transcription by RNA polymerase II. Gene Ontology annotation, molecular function: transcription coregulator activity; acetylglucosaminyltransferase activity.